AGAGCUUUUCGACAAAAUGGACGACUAUUUUCGGCUAGUGGGGUUUGCUUAGAGCAAAUGUCCACUGUGCGGGGGAACGGAGGCUGAGUGGGUCGAAUCGGUUCUUUCUUUUCGGCCUCCCGAUCAUAGCUGGGUCCGUCACUGGCUACGUUGGCAUCGCUCAGAUCGUUGCUGGGAGAACUGAGGUUGUCCACGAGCGCAACGAGAGGGAUUGGGAGCUUCUAAAGGUGACGCAGGCGCUUUCCAAGGAGGGGGUUCUCAAGAACUUCAAGCAAAGCAAACCCACCACACUCGAGGAAGACUUCAAGGCAAUCCAGCAGCAAGUAGACAUCAACAAUUUCGAGUACGAGAAAGUUCCACGGCCCGGAGAGAAAGCCGACAGGUGAAUGGAUCACGAGAAACGCAAGUGUCAAGGAACACAGAGGUUUAUGCAAUUCGUGGGAGCGAUCUCAAACAUAGUCGCAUUUGGGGUGUGUGUUAUUUGGGCGUGUCUCCCCGAACCUUGGCUUCAUUACCUUGGAAUAACGUCCUAUCCUGACAAGCUUUUUAUGCUUGCGAUUCCGUUUGUUCUUCUCAUUUACGCGAGUUUGAACCAUCUGGCAACACCCCCAGCUUCGUCCUUGAACACCUUGUUUGUAACAGUUGCUGGUGGACAGGCAAUUCAGCCCAUCGGGGAUUUGCCGUUCGUUCAAGUGAAUCGGGCAAUGUUUGUGAAACCUCUCGGAUGAGGUCAUGUGAAAACUUGUGAUCAAGAAGGAUCAUUAAAGGAGUUUUUUUAAAGAACUAUGUCAACAAGAUGGUGGUAAUCUAAAUAACUAUCUGCAAGAUCUUUUACUUUA
Messenger RNA from Selaginella moellendorffii, 839 nucleotides. RefSeq names its product phosphatidylinositol N-acetylglucosaminyltransferase subunit P. Lineage: Eukaryota; Viridiplantae; Streptophyta; Lycopodiopsida; Selaginellales; Selaginellaceae. The record is from RefSeq and is a predicted model, not a curated record. The coding region runs from base 387 to 728 and encodes 113 amino acids. The transcript is spliced from 7 exons.